This is a messenger RNA of Aspergillus nidulans FGSC A4, 855 nucleotides long. RefSeq names its product mediator complex subunit MED7 (gene med7). The record is from RefSeq and is a predicted model, not a curated record. Gene Ontology annotation, molecular function: transcription coregulator activity. Bases 76 to 855 code for a protein of 259 amino acids. NCBI's taxonomy places the organism in Eukaryota, Fungi, Ascomycota, Eurotiomycetes, Eurotiales, Aspergillaceae. The transcript has 2 exons. Gene Ontology annotation, cellular component: mediator complex; nucleus. Gene Ontology annotation, biological process: regulation of transcription by RNA polymerase II.
CUGGACCUAGCGACCGACUAGAAAUUACAACUGUCGAAUACAGUCGCUCCCUCACUGGAUAAAGACUUGCCAGUCAUGGCAGAACCUGGCAGAACUUUCAAUACUGCCUUCGCUCCUCCUCCACCUCUCUGGAAACAUUUCACGCCUGAAAACUUACAGAGAUUGGAAAAUAUUAAGAAAGAGGCAUCCAAGGGAGAGGAUGGGCGACGAAGAAAGAAAGAAUGGUCGCCGGCCGAAUUGCGCUCUUUGAAAAUACCCCCAGAGCUUCGAUUCCUCGUGCCUCCAGAGAUUCCUUCGGAGCAGUAUAGCAUCUUUGGGGAAGUUCAGAAUCUCUCAACAGCUCUUCCUUCCCUCGAGGAACAAGGGAUUACCCAGCUCUACCCCUCGUCGCCCAAACCCGACACGAAAAGCGGAGACAGCUCACAACCCGCGCAGCCGCUGAACCAUGCGUACUAUCUCUUGAAAAUUAGCAAGUCGUUACUCUUGAACUUUCUAGAGUUCGUUGGGAUCCUGUCUGUGGCGCCGGAGCAGUUUGAACCGAAAGUUGAGGAUAUUCGCAACCUCUUUAUCAACGCGCACCAUCUAUUAAAUCUAUAUCGACCUCACCAAGCCCGAGAAUCUCUUAUUAUGAUGAUGGAAGCGCAGUUAGCCCGCACAAAAGACGAAAUACAACAGAUGGACAAGCUGAAAGAAGAAGUAAACGCCGUAUUGGAUCAGUUGGCUGCCGAAGGCGCUGAUGUGGGAUCUACGAUUCAGUCCACUACAAAAGACAAGAAAGGUGUGAAGCCGGAAGAUCAGAUCCCUGAGGACUCGAAGCUACUUUGGGAUAUUCUUGACGGCAAACUCGACGACUGA